Molecule: messenger RNA, 426 nt
Organism: Penicillium diatomitis
Lineage: Eukaryota; Fungi; Ascomycota; Eurotiomycetes; Eurotiales; Aspergillaceae
Product: 60S ribosomal eL33 domain-containing protein
Exons: 4
Coding region: 1-426 (141 amino acids)
Biological process (GO): ribosomal large subunit biogenesis; cytoplasmic translation
Cellular component (GO): cytosolic large ribosomal subunit; ribosome
Molecular function (GO): structural constituent of ribosome
Source: RefSeq, a predicted model, not a curated record
AUGCCUUCGGAACAAGGACACCGACUCUACGUUAAGGGUCGCCACCUGAGCUACCAGCGUGGCAAGCACAACCUCAACCCCAACACCAGCUUGGUCCAGAUCGAGGGUGUCACCGACCCCAAGGCUGCCAGCUUCUACUUGGGCAAGAAGGUCGCUUUCGUUUACCGGGCUAAGCGUGAGGUCCGCGGCUCCAACAUUCGUGUGAUCUGGGGCAAGGUCACCCGCCCUCACGGCAACUCCGGUGUUGUGCGCGCCAAGUUCCGCCACAACCUCCCCCCCCAAGUCCUUCGGUGCCACCGUCCGCGUCAUGCUCUACCCCUCCACCAUCUAAACAGCUUCUCUAUGUUGUAUUUAGUGGGUGAAUUCCCUCGAUCCUUUCUGCACGCAGACGGAUUUUCGGUGUCAGGCAAAAAUGGAAUCUGUUGA